Molecule: messenger RNA, 912 nt
Organism: Rodentolepis nana
Lineage: Eukaryota; Metazoa; Platyhelminthes; Cestoda; Cyclophyllidea; Hymenolepididae
Source: the annotation of a GenBank genome assembly
AUGGUAGUGCAAGACUGCGACGCAGCAUACUACUCCUACUCAUCUUUAAUUCAGAAAAAUGAUGUAGAAGCUGUUGAGGCUCUACUGAUUAAUGGCAUAAAUCCCAACUACAAUCCAAGAGGGAAAAUCAAAAUCCCAUUAAUUGAAGCCGUCAUCUCAAGCUCAAUUAAUGUGGUUUCUAUUCUAUUGCGCCACAGAGCUCUGCCAUAUCUCACUUUGAAUGGGGAUGGCACGGCUUUGCAUUAUGCGGCAGCUCUAGGGCACACGAAUAUUGUUCGUUUGCUUAUUAGACACGAAGCUAACAUCAAUUCACCCAACAAAGCUGGUUAUACUCCUCUCUUUUUGGCAAUUCAGUAUAACCACAUCGAGACUGCGAGGCACCUUAUUGAAAUGGGCGCCAGUCUUCACGCACAAUGCAAAGAGACGGCUCUUACGCUAGCAAGCUAUGCUGGACACUAUCAGUUAGUGAAAACAAUUACUUCCAAAGUGCCGAAUGAGGAGAAGGAUCAGAAACGCGAAUACUAUGUAGCCUUAUCGCAAGCCUCCUUCAAAGGAUUCACUAGAAUAAUUAAAUUAUUGCUAAGGUUGGGAGCGGACGUAAAUGCAUCUUAUGAGGGUGUUAGCCCCCCUCUGUUUGCAUCGAUCUAUGGAAACAGAGUUAUAACUGCCAGAUAUUUGAUAUCAAAGAAUGCUAAUAUUGAAGCUCGCAACCAGGGUGGAUACACUCCUCUCAUGGAAGCUGCAAAGCGCGGUCAUGAGGGCAUGAUGAAAAUUCUUCUAGACGCUGGCGCUGACACAAAUGCUAAAUCGCUGAUUGAAAAAGAAACCGCAUACGAAUUCGCGCAAUCUGGAAAAUUUCAUGAUGUCUGUGUCCUGUUGGCAAAGCACAAUAUUAAAGAACACGCUAUUUGA